AUGACUAAAAGUAAAGAUAAUCUAUCAAACUCCCCCUUCCAGAGCACAGCCAACUUCACCAAGGUGACAAAGUUCUUCCUCAUGGGCUUUUCUAACAUCUGGGAGUUACAGGUCUUACAUGCCAUGUUCUUCUUGCUAAUUUACGUAAUGGCUCUGAUAGGGAACUUGCUCAUCUUCACACUCAUCACUCUAGAUGGCCAUUUCAACACCCCCAUGUACUUCUUCCUGAAAAAUCUAUCCUUUUUAGAUGUUUGCCUUAUUUCUGUCACUGUGCUAAAAUCUAUUGAAAAUUCCCUAAGCAGAAGUUGUUCCAUCUCUUUCUUUGGGUGUGUGUUACAGGUCCUUUUAGUAAUUUUAUUGGCAGGAUCAGAGAUUUUUCUCCUCACAGUGAUGUCCUAUGACUGCUAUGUGGCCAUCUGCCAACCUUUGCACUAUGAUGAACAAAAGAUUUUGAAUGAGAAUGGCAACUUCUUCUUGGCUCACUGGAGGAUUUUUUUUAGACCCAUGUCUUCAGUUAGUACAUUCUCUUUACCCUUCUGCAGCCCCAAGGAGAUCCAUCAGUUUUUCUGUGAUGUGCCUUCCUUACUCAGGAUCUCCUGUGCUGAGACACACAAUGCAGAUGAUGUGAAUAUGGCCAUUUGGAUAAACUUAGGGGUUUUCUGUUGUAUCUCCACAGCUAUCUCUUAUGGUCACAUCUUCUCAACUGUGCUGAACAUUCCCACUACAGAAGGUCACUCAAAAGCUUUCUCUACUUGUCUACCCCACCUCAUUGUUCUCAUGGUUUUCAUCAUGACUGUGGCCAUAUCUUAUAUAAAUCCAACCUUAGCCUCUGAAUCAGUUCUGACUUUAUUGUUAUCAAUGUUCUAUUCAGUGGUGCCACCAACCCUGAAUCCUAUCAUCUAUAGCCUGAGGGAAUAG
Molecule: messenger RNA, 918 nt
Organism: Phascolarctos cinereus (koala)
Lineage: Eukaryota; Metazoa; Chordata; Mammalia; Diprotodontia; Phascolarctidae
Product: olfactory receptor 14A2-like
Biological process (GO): G protein-coupled receptor signaling pathway
Cellular component (GO): membrane
Molecular function (GO): G protein-coupled receptor activity; olfactory receptor activity
Source: RefSeq, a predicted model, not a curated record